AUGUUACUGAUGUUUAUAAUCGAGACACUGUGUGCCGUGGGUGGAUGUGAAUAUGAGAAAGAUGUGAUGAAUGAACUGAAGCAGUUACGUGAAAGUACACAUAAAAACUUCGAAGGUAUCAAAAGUAAGAUCGCUGACUACAAGAAGGACCUGAAGAUCGAAAGAGAAGAUGAUUCAAAGUUACCAAUCAAGCAACAGGAAGAAAUAAUCAAACAAGGUUAUCCUGAAUUUAUCAAUAGUGAUCUUACUGGGGAUUUUAAGAAGCUACAUGACUCUUUAUCUGAUUACCGAUUUGCAUUAGUAAUUCAAUCACCAACACAAUCAUCAAUUCAAGAAAUGUGUGCUGAUCAAUAUCAUAGCUUACAGAAGACAAGUUUAGAGAAGAUGAUGGUUGUGCAAAAAAAGUUCCUUGAAAUGAAAAAGGUUCACUUGAAACAUAGGUCGUUCUACCUGAAAGUAGCAAAUUGGAUUGAUAGCCGCAAGAAACAACAAAGUGACGCAUUCUCAUGUCCAGAAACACAAGCUAAAUUAAAGGGUGAAAUGGAUACGAUUAUAAGUGAAAUACGUGAUAAGAAGGAAAGCUUGGACAAUACAAAGACUAAAUUGAAGGAAUAUGAGACAGCAAUUGCAAAUUUACUUAUUGUCAAGAAAAAUGUGCAUGGUGAUUUGCAGAGUGAAAUGCAUUACGAAGGUGAAGCUACAGAUUGA
This is a messenger RNA of Enterospora canceri, 708 nucleotides long. The record is from the annotation of a GenBank genome assembly. Lineage: Eukaryota; Fungi; Microsporidia; Enterocytozoonidae.